AUGGACGACGACGAAUUCGAUGAAGUACCUCAAGCUUUAUUUCAAAAUGUUGCACUGAUCAAGGAUACCGAUAUGUUUGAAGCUCUCGUUCCAAUGACGGACGAUACGCGCGCUAUUAUAUGUGGUGCUGACUCUUUAAAGGUUGCCAUUGUCGCUGUUCGAGUUGGCAACGGCCGAUGUUUAGUAUUUGGAAGUAGUUAUUAUCCUGAUGUUUUUCUUGCUGAUGACCCCCAAGAUAAAGAAUUUAUUAAAAAUUGUCGUCAUUGGUUGUCUAAAGGAACAGAUGCACAAUGCGAAUCAAUCGAUGAGAUAGAAUCCAUGGACAGUGUCAAGGAAAAAGAACACAUUCUUGUUUGGAAUGGAUAUAACUUUAAAAGUGAUGAAUUCAUGGACGAUUUACGUGCAUUUUUAGAAGAAGGCGGAGCUUUGGUUUGUGGAGCAGCUCCGUGGAAUUGGUUAAAGGACAAUAAUGGCAAAUCUCUUUCGGAUUUUAAAACUGGUCAUUUUUGUGAAUCUAUUGGUGUCAAAGUGACCGGUGAUUAUGCUGACUAUGAUGAUCAAACUAUAUUUAUACCUGAAAUGAUCAAAUUCAAAAACUUGUCUAAUGCUGUUCAGGUACUGGCUAGCGAAUCGAAUAAUACUGAAUACCUGGUUAUUGUCGGAGCGAUGAUCAAGCAACUAGACAAUACAUUACCGAAUUCAUUGGCUCAAAUUCUGGAAGAUCUGGUUCAAAAUGCUGAAAAUGAUAUUAUCCCAACGAAAACAUCACCGAUUCAAGAUCAAUCAUGUCGACAGCGAUCAAUUGGUGUGUGCGGUAUCUUGUGUGGAUUAUAUAAUAUUAAAGCUCCUGGUAUAGACGAAUUUCCCGGUGAUUUUGAUGAAACACCGCUUAUGGAAACAAAUGUCACUGUUCAUAUUGAAUCGAAGAGAAGCGAAUGGUAUUGCACAGGAUACUAUGUGGCUGCAGGUACUACCAUAAAAAUCUAUGUAUUAAAACAAGUUGGUGCAACUGGAUGGUCAGCUAGAAUCGGUUGUCACGAUGAUGAUCUCAAGGAAUGCGAUGAAUUACGUCGAUGGAACUACAUUUCGAUAUGCAAACCACUCUCUAGCACUACUGUCGAAAUGAGUUCGGCUUUCGGUGGUCUUCUCUUUCUUGAGAGUCCUACUGGUGAAUCGAAUUCCAUUAGUGUUAAGCUAUGGAAUGUUGUUCGAACACUUACCUACGAUCUCAUGGAUUCUGAUCGAGAGCUAAGUGUUAACGCACAGGGUCUCUGGGCAGAGAUUGCUAGCCAAUAUACUGUUUUCAAUGUUCCUUCGAAAAUUGUACGCGAUUUAGAUAGCUAUGAAUUAGAUCGAGCUCUUUGUUUCUGGGAUUCCGUAGUAUUGGCUCAUCAUGAAUUACGCGGUACUACACCAGUAGGUCGAGAACGAAUCGUAUGUGAUGAACAACCAUCAUAUGGCUACAUGCAUGCUAAUUAUCCAAUUGUUACUCAUUUGGAUGUAACUGAUCCAGAAUCUGAAUAUUUCUUAUUCAACGGUGAUUGUCUAGAACGUAAUGGUUUUUGGGGUCUUUUUCAUGAACUUGGUCAUAACAUGGAGCGUGACUGGUGGGUUUUUAGUGCUGCAGGUGAAGUAGCCGGGAACAUUUUCACUUUACACGCCAUGGAUGUUAUUUGUCAUUUUGAACCAUGGAUUCACUCUUGGCUCAAGGAGAAAGUAGAGAACGCGAAAGAGGGUAUAAAGAAAGGAACGCCUUUCGACGCAUGGACAGCAGAUGCCGGUGUUGCCUUGUUUAUCUAUGCACAACUAGCACGAGAGUUUGGUUGGGACAGCUAUAAAGCUGUCUUUCGUCAAUAUGAAGAAACUAAACCGAAUUUGAAUAGUGAUCAAGAGAAAAUAGAUCACUGGAUCACAACCUUCUCGCGUCAAGUAGAGUAUAAUUUGGUUCCACUGUUCAAAUUCUGGGGUUUUCCAAUUUCACAAUCAACCAUUGACGAUCUUGACGACCUGCCACUUCAAGAAAUCUCUGAUGAAUUAAUUGAAAUAGCACCAGAACGCUAUGAAGUCUAA
Rotaria sp. Silwood1 is the source of this 2070-nucleotide messenger RNA. NCBI's taxonomy places the organism in Eukaryota, Metazoa, Rotifera, Eurotatoria, Philodinida, Philodinidae. The record is from the annotation of a GenBank genome assembly.